Messenger RNA from Sinocyclocheilus anshuiensis, 2900 nucleotides. Its product is annotated as synembryn-A-like. Gene Ontology annotation, molecular function: guanyl-nucleotide exchange factor activity; G-protein alpha-subunit binding. NCBI's taxonomy places the organism in Eukaryota, Metazoa, Chordata, Actinopteri, Cypriniformes, Cyprinidae. Gene Ontology annotation, cellular component: plasma membrane; cytoplasm. Bases 43 to 2127 code for a protein of 694 amino acids. Gene Ontology annotation, biological process: G protein-coupled receptor signaling pathway. The record is from RefSeq and is a predicted model, not a curated record. The transcript has 13 exons.
AGUUAACAUAUUUUAUAUUUGGUUGAUUAUUAAUUAUUAAGAAUGCCUGUGGACGUGGAGAAGAUUAUUCAGUUUAUCAAGCAAGGCAACCAGGACAAUGUCCAAAUACAUCUGGAUGAUUACAACACUGAGAACUCACAAUGUUUCUUUUUUGAUGUAGAAGAAAGAGAGAGAAGAAAGCAAAGAGAGCUGGAAGAGUUCCGCAGGAAUAAAGUGAGAGAGUAUGUUCCAGACUCUGACUCAGAUUUGGACUCUGAUGAGAAUGAGGAUCCAAAUCUUGUUCUGCGGAAGAGGCUUGCUGCAGCUCUGAUCUGGUUCAUUCGCAUGCGGCUGCAGCCAGGAGUUUUGAGGGUGUGUCUGCGAACUCUGCGAAUUAUCUCGCGCGAUCGAAAGGCCUUGGCACCCCUGAUCACGGACAAUGCCAUUCUAACUCUUGCUCGACUCGGGGGCAUCUCCGCCCUGCCUACCUGGCCUGAAGAAGAGGAGGCUGAGUGGGGCUCCUCCCACAGUGACAUCACUCCUGAGAAUGAGACAGAGACACGUCCGGAUAAUAAUGGCAGCAAUACACAACACACGACUGGUUACAGGGAGAGAGAUGAUUCAGUCUGUGUCUCUGCAGCCUGUGCUAAACCUUUGGUCAGUGAAGGAGGCUUGCAGUUCAACCCUGUGAAUGUGACAUCUAACUGUAAUAUUGGGAGAGAAACACAAAACGACCGCCGUGAAGAAAACGUGAGGAAAGAUGGGGUCUGUGGGCUGUUGACAAGAGGAAAGAGGGAUGCUAGAAGAGAGAAGAAUGAGGAGGGGGAGGAGGAGUAUGAUGAUGGAGAGGUCUGGAGGAAAGAGGCGAUGAAGGCCCUGUGCAAUGUCAUCUACAAUAGCCCGAAAGCACAAGAGAGAGCCAGCAUCCUGAGGUUGCUCCAUGGCCUGUCAGAGAGACUUAAAGAUGGUAUACAUUCCUCCUCACCUCCAAGUGGUCAGUUUUAUGAACUGCGACUUCUCUUUCUGUUGACUGCUUUACGGCCUGAGCUUAGGAUAGAGCUCCGCCAGGAGCACAGCGUGUCCAUGCUGACUGCUGCUCUGGAACAGUGUUUGGAAGUGUGCUGGGGUGAAACGCAUGAGGUGCUGACUGACCUCACAGCACCCCCUGUGUGUAAGGAGGUGACUCAGCACGCCCUUGAGAUUCUCAAGACCCUGUUCAACAUUACCUACAGUGUGCACAGACAGGAAGUAGAUGAGGAGGCUGCAGAUUUGUAUCGUCACCUAGCUGCAGUCCUGCGUCACUGUCUGCUCGUGCCCUGUGAGGGAGAGGAUAGAAAAGAGGAGCUGCAAGGACACACAGUGAAUGUGCUCUCAGCGCUCCCUCUGCAGUGCCUGGAUGUUCUGCUAUCCGUUCGCCUAUCUGAAGGUUCGAAGGAGUCCGGCGGAGUCAACAUGGACUGUGUUCACACUCUGCUGCUCUUCAUGGAGAAGAGACUGGACAGAGGCUAUAAGCUGAAGGAAAAGUUGGCUCCAGUGUUAAACCUGUUGACUGAGAGCAGCAAAGCACACAGGGAAACUAGGCACUAUCUCAGACAGCAGAUCCUGCCUCCACUGAGAGACGUUGAGAUAAGGCCUGAACAGAGGAACACACUGAGGAGCAAACUAGUGCGACUAAUGACCCAUGUCGACACUGAUAUCAAACACUGUGCGGCUGAGCUUCUCUUUGUGCUCUGUAAAGAAAAUGUGAGCAGGUUUGUGAAGUACACUGGUUACGGUAAUGCAGCGGGGCUGCUGGCAGCAUGGGGUCUUUUGAACGGCCGCGGCCCCUAUCCUCAACCGCAGUACUCCAGUGACUCUGACUCAGACACGGAGGAGUACAGACAGGCCAAGGACAGGAUUAACCCUGUGACGGGACGGGUGGAGGAGGAACAGCCUGAUCCAAUGGAAGGAAUGACUGAAGAAGAGAAAGAGGCAGAGGCGCUCAGACUCAUAAAUAUGUUCAACAAACUCUCACGGAACAAAAUCAUUCAGCCAAUGGGAGUGACUACGGACGGCAAAAUGGCGCCGCUUUGUGGCCAGACGAGGCACAGCGCUGUGCAGGAGGAGGAGGAAGAAGAGGAGGAAGAUGAUAGUGAAACAGAGCAGUAAUGAUGACAAGAUUAUAAUGAUGAUUAAUGAAAGACAGGUGCAAGAUAUUUUAUACUAAUGACUGAUAUAGCGCUGAAACAAUAUUAAUAAUAGCGCAACUAAAAAUCAUGUAACAUAAGGAAAUAAUCUAUUGUUUCAUUUAAUCAGUUGGUGUAUGUAAAAGGAAAUUCUAUUGAGACAGAAAACAGAAUAAACGAAGCUCUGUAUGAUGUGUGAAGAAAAAAAAUAAGGCAGGCAAGAAAUAAUUUAUAAUGUAGGCUACACAAAAUAGCUGAGAACGUCGUUUCUUUGUAAUAACUCUUGUGAGUCACGAUUAGCUAGAAACCGUAAAAUAGGAAGCUACUAAGAAGCAGAGGAGAAAGAAAGAGACAAAGAGAGACAGCCAUCACACCAAAGACAAACACUCCUGGAAAAUGCUGCUGGUGUUGCCAUGGCUAUGUUACCAUGGUAACAACAGGAAACGCAGUUCUUUUUUCGUGCUCUAGCAGGAGUGGAACGUUUACCUUGAAGAGAACUGCCAUGGAUUAAUCGAACGCUCUGCACCGAGAACGCGGAAUAAAAAUACAUCCUCAGGAAACGUUUUCAUUUACAAAAUGGUUAGUAAACUUUGAACCCAAGUACAAUAUUUAGAGCAGGUUAUUUGUUGACUGUACUGCUUUAUUUCCAUUGUAUUUCCCUCCAAGAUAUCAUUCCUACCCGUAUAAAGCCCGUGCAAAAUACCAGCAAGUAUGUCUAGAACAAUAAAACGAAAAAAGAAAAAAAAAAAAAUCCAA